Sorghum bicolor (sorghum) is the source of this 806-nucleotide messenger RNA. RefSeq lists its product as uncharacterized. The transcript has 2 exons. NCBI's taxonomy places the organism in Eukaryota, Viridiplantae, Streptophyta, Magnoliopsida, Poales, Poaceae. The record is from RefSeq and is a predicted model, not a curated record. Bases 141 to 806 code for a protein of 221 amino acids.
GAAUAGGCCCCAAGGGCUUUGGACUAGCACUGGUUGGAAAAAUAUUGUAGCCAAGUUUGAAGCCAAAACUAGUGACAAGCGAACAAAGAUACAAUUGAAGAACAAAUUAGACAACUUAAAAAAAAGAAUAUGUUUGGUUCAUGGAGUUAAAGAAUUAUGCUACUGGACUUGGAUGGGAUGCAGCAAAGGGGACUGUUGAUUGCCCCAAGGAAUGGUGGGAUGAACACCUUGCUAGGUGUAAUAAUCGUGAAAAAGGCCUUAAAUGUAACCAUGUGAGGUUCAGAAAACAAGGACCGAAGUACCUUGAUGAUCUUGAUCUGAUUUUCGGCAAGGUACAUGUGACUGGGGCCACUGCAGCUGGUCCUGGUGAUAUAUCUUCUGAUGAGAGUGAUGAGGACGUGGCCGAGGUGCCAAAACCUCCACCUAAGGAUGAUGUGAAGCUGGCUGAUUUGAAGAAAAAAGGGAAAAAGAAACGCAAGAGCUCCUGUACUGUUGCUGAAACCAAAGAAGAGAAGAGUCCAUUUUAUCGAAUGUACAAAAACACAUGUUUGAAAAUAGAAAGUGCAGCAGAUAGGAUCUCAAGUGUAUCUGCCACCUCAGCUUCUCCCACUAAUGUUGUCCCCACCAUUGGAGAGGCUAUGAAGCUGGUUGAAGAGUGUGGGGUGGAAGAAGGAACUCCUCUAAUGCAUACUGCCACCAUGUUGAUUAUGAAGCCUGAAUUUAGAGAGGUCUUCAGCCAUCUGAAAACAAAUAAAGGAAGGCUGGAUGUCCUUGAGAGGGAGCAUGAAAAGGAGAUGAGGCGCUAG